UGUGAACCCGGCCUAAACCAUUUUAUUCAUAUUGUAGUGACUGUGAGUUCAAUAUGGAAAUGGGUUUCUCAAUGUUUAAGAAAGAAAUAACGAAUUUAAGAAGCAGUGAAAGGACGAAUUGCUAAGCCUGAAAGAAUGGCAGGAUUCGGCCCUUCCUCCAGGAUCCGGCAGUUGAAUAUGGAGGAAACUAUCAAAAUGAAAUUGAUGAGGAUGAAGGAGAUUGUGAACGUAAUGGAAACCACCGGCGUCGGAAUGGGAAUAGGUGGUGGAAUGGGAAUAGGGGGUGGACUGGGAGUAGGUGGUGGAAUGGGAAUAGGCGGAAUGAAUAGAGGGAUGGACCGUGGUUUGGCAAUGGAAAGAGAUAUGGGAAUGGACAGAGGUAUGGGAAUGGACAGAGGUAUGGGAAUGGACAGAGGUAUGGCAAUGGACAGAGGUAUGGGAAUGGACAGAGGUAUGGGAAUGGACAGAGGUAUGGGAUUGGAUGGAGGUAUGGGAAUAGACAUGGGUAUGGGAAUAGACAUGGGUAUGGGAAUGAAUAGAGGUAUGGGAAUGGACAGAGGUAUGGGAAUAGACAUGGGUAUGGUAAUGAAUAGAGGUAUGGAAAUGGAUAGAGGUAUGGGAAUGGAUACAGCUAUGGUUAUGGGAAUGGGAAUGGAUCAUGGGAUGGGAAGGGAAAGAAGAAGAAUGAUCCAAGAUCUACCGAUGAAAGCUGGGGAUAAUUGUAUCUGUGUGCUAGGAGAACAGGUUUAUGAGCGGGAUGCAGUGGAACAGUUCGAGGACUGUCUCGGGAACAAGGCGAGACGAAUUCUGGGCGCUGUGGACACUCAAGCCAAAUGCCUUCGCACACUUUAUGUCUUGAAAAUUACCUCUGGAACCAGCGAAGCAGAGGUUCGUGAAUAUUUUGAGAAGUUUGGGAUAAUGGAGACCAUUGAUUUAAUCAAGAAUAGAAAUCAGAAUUCCUAUGCUUGUAUGAUAUUUCAAGACGCAGAGACAGUUGAUGCAAUACAGGCAAAAAGACCUCAUAAAGUUGGUAAAGGUGAUGUUCUGACGAAGCGUCAAGUUCUGCAGAAGGAUAAAAGAUUUGGUUUUGUAAACACAGACACCAUCUCUAUAGGUCCCCCAGUUAGUUUUUCAUACAAGACAAUGACUGCAGGUUUAACAAGCACGAAUACUGAGCCUGAUCUUGUUGAGUUCUUUUCUCAGUACGGCGAGGUUCUCAAGGUUCAGCUGGACUCUAGGAAUUUUGGUUCAGCCUCAAUUAUGUUUAAGGACACCGACAUUGUUGAUAAGAUUGCUCUGCUCCGUGGGUUUACUAUCGAGGGAAGAUCAGUAGAAGCAGAGAAGGUAUUUUCAGACAAGGAUACCUUAGAGGAGGAGUUCAAUCCAGACUUGAAUAUAACUGGUGACCCUGAAGCUCAGGUCAUGCGGAAAAUGUUUGUUUACAAUUUACCCAAGAAUACUACCACAGAUGAUCUCAGAGAUUUAUUCGAAAAAUACGGAGAAAUAUUGGAGUGUGAUAUAAUAAGAAUGUUUGCUGUAAUAUUAUUCAAGAAUUCAGAGAGUCUGGAUCAAGUUAUGGAAGACAG
This is a messenger RNA of Eurytemora carolleeae, 1586 nucleotides long. RefSeq lists its product as uncharacterized. Gene Ontology annotation, molecular function: RNA binding. Lineage: Eukaryota; Metazoa; Arthropoda; Copepoda; Calanoida; Temoridae. The record is from RefSeq and is a predicted model, not a curated record.